CAAAACCGGUUAUUUCUAGAUUUAACCGGUAUUUUUCGCAUUUAAAAGGCCAAUUAUUAGUUUAUCAUUGUACUCUAAUACGCGUACGCACUCGCUCGGCCGCAGCACGAACUUCUUCGCCGUGACAUGCACGUGACUCAUCGAUUCGACUGUGAUUGGCCAGAUUUAAAUUCGUAGAUAACAAUGUAAACACUGCAGAUGUUCUUCGCCUAAUCUGUUUUAAUUUACCGAAUAUACCAAAGUUUUCCUAUUUAAUAUUUAAAUAUCACAUUAUGGUCAGGCUUACGGCGCUUUUGUGUGCUAGAAAAUAUAGAGCGACGCCUGCUGCGGUGAAGGACAUACAAUUCCCAACUGGAACCCUUAAGAGUGAUUUAAAUCUGGCCAAACCGGCCAAACCCUCUAAAGCUGCUAGUGUUGAAAAAACUGAAAAUAAACCUAAAGAGCCUGUUGUCAAGAAGAAAAUUUUGGAUUCGAUCGUACUGAACGUGCAGGGCGGCACUGGCGGAUCCGGAAACGCCAAGCUCGUAGGCAAAGGAGGCAAAGGCGGAGAUGUUUAUUUCAUCGCCACAAAAGGAGAAACUCUUGCCGGCGUGAAAGAAAAGCUUCCUUACGUUAAAAUCCAUGCAGAGUCCGGCGGCGACGCCACAAACGCUAAUUUACGAUUGGGCAAACCUGGAGCUGACAAAUGGAUACCUGUUCCGGUUGGAGUGAACAUUUACGACAAUAUUGGAAAUUAUUUAGGCUCACUGAAGAAAGAAAACAGUGCGUUGUUGAUAGCUAAAGGUGGCCACGGUGGAACUGUCAAGAACAAAUUCAGAUUUGGAGGAGGACAAGCAGUAACUGCAAAGGUCGAGCUGCAAGUGGUCGCCGAUGUCGGAAUUGUCGGCCUCCACGGCGCCGGAAAAACGACGCUGCUGCAACAGCUGACGUUGCCCCUUUCGAAAUUGCCUCGUCCCACUGAAUUGACCAAGUAUGCUGAAACCAAAAGGAUGGUCUACCCUGACUUCAGGGAAAUGAGCGUGUUGGACACGCCAGGCAUUUGGUGUGGCAUGCGAGACGAUUUUCGUGGCCAGAAGAUCUUGAGUUACCUGCGGCGAACGAGGCUUUUGAUGAUUUGUUUGGAUGCCACUGGAUUUCAGUUUCCUAAAAAGAAACUUAACUUGUUUGAGUCUUACAUGUGUCUCAACAAGGAAAUUGAGGAGUACAACGCCAAAAUGCUGGAAAGGCCGACUGUAGUGGUUGUAAACAAAUUUAAUCAAGAAGGAUCUCAAUUUGAACUGUUCCAAGAGCAACUGGGCAGUCUGACAGAUUAUGUCGGAACGGUGCACCCAAGCAUACGCCCUGAAAAAUACUUCCAACCGAAACACGUGGUCGGAAUGGACCUGAGAAUUAAGGAAGAGGACAAGCUGAAUGAGCUGUGGAGCCAAAUUCGAGAGUUGAUGGACCGGUACGAGUACGACAGACUCGACAAGGCGGACGAAGGCGAGAGAUUCAUCCGGCAGAUGCAGAGAAACAACGACUGAAUAUAAGCAAGAGGUUUUGCGAUUGGUAUCGUUCUCUGGGCGGAAAUGCGGUGAUCGACGAGGAAACAGUGGCUCGGCUCUUUGAAAUCAGAAUUCCGCCGUACGCGCCUCUUUCUCAACCAAAUUUGGGCCUGCGCUGCAUCGCCUCUCGAGCGGUGAAUCAACUCGAGCAGCGGAAGCCGCCAGAAAAGACUCAUUUGCACAGGCCGAGUGCGCAGACGCCUCCUCGAUACGAGCCUCCUGAAGAACUGGUGUCCAUGCAGCACGUCUUCGAGGACAUCCUCCAUCUGGAAAUCGUGCGAGCCUUCUGCGAGCACCUCAAAGAGCAGCAGCAACCUGCCAGUUUCAAACCUCAAUUUCUUGUAGAGCGCAAAUUGCUGCCAGAAUAAAAAUUUUUAUAAUAUAAA
This is a messenger RNA of Cloeon dipterum, 1930 nucleotides long. Its product is annotated as GTP-binding protein 10-like. Gene Ontology annotation, cellular component: mitochondrion. The transcript has 7 exons. Bases 273 to 1523 code for a protein of 416 amino acids. NCBI's taxonomy places the organism in Eukaryota, Metazoa, Arthropoda, Insecta, Ephemeroptera, Baetidae. Gene Ontology annotation, molecular function: GTPase activity; GTP binding. The record is from RefSeq and is a predicted model, not a curated record.